Messenger RNA from Talaromyces stipitatus ATCC 10500, 1502 nucleotides. Its product is annotated as serine/threonine protein kinase, putative. The transcript is spliced from 4 exons. Gene Ontology annotation, biological process: protein phosphorylation. The record is from RefSeq and is a predicted model, not a curated record. The coding region runs from base 35 to 970 and encodes 311 amino acids. Lineage: Eukaryota; Fungi; Ascomycota; Eurotiomycetes; Eurotiales; Trichocomaceae. Gene Ontology annotation, molecular function: protein kinase activity; ATP binding.
ACUGAUACCUAUUUGUAGCUGUGCCCUGAAUCUUAUGUCACUUCUCAAAGUUGGUCAGACCCUUCGAGGUAUGCUGGGAAAAUAUGUCAUCAGGAAACAGAUUCAAGAGACGGUUUGGUUCGCAGAGAAUCAACGCAAGGAAACAGUUGUGGUCAAAGGAGUCCAAGGCCACCCCCGCGUCGAAAAUGAGAGAGACCUUUUGCAACGAUUCCAGCCUUCUAUAACUCAUUUAAGACCACUACUAGAUGAGAUUCAAGAUCCUGCCGCGCCACCCAUCAUCGUGCUGAAACACCUUGAUGAUCACCUUCUAAAUUCAUCGAUAAAGAAAAUUCUGAACCAAAAGGAACUAAAGUUUGUUGCAAGGUAUAUACUAGAAGCAUUGAGUGUGCUCCAUAAAGAAGGAUAUGUGCACACGGAUGUUAAGCUUGACAAUAUCUUCGUUAAUUACCAGAAUGGCGAUAACAGGUUCUCCGAGGUCCAGCUCGGUGAUCUUGGUGGCUGUUAUUCCGUCGACAGCGAGUUCGCUAGGGGAGGUACACCUGUAGGGGCAGCUAUGUGGUCGAGUCCCGAAGUAAUCAUGGAAACGCCGUGGAACACGGCAACGGAUAUUUGGUCUUUCGGAACGGUGUUGAUCAGCCUUAUAUAUGGGGGUGACUUCAACCUGUUCCGACCCCGCACAGUUCCUUAUGGCCAUGAAGAAUACAACCUAGAGGUUUUAAAGCAGCAGUUCCGCUAUUUUGGCCCCUUUCCAGCAAAGUACGAAGAAAUUGCGAGCCCGGAAACUGUCACGGCGAUUUUAUACCUGAUGCAUGAGAUUCCUCAAUCACAAACAACUCCCUUUUCCCAGACAACAGAGCGUGAAGUGUCUCUGAAAGACAAAGAAUUCAUUUCAAAGAUAAUGAAGCUGGAUUGGAGGGAUAGGCCGACAGCACAGGAACUUUUGAACGAUAGAUGGUUUCUAAACUGGUGAAUCUUCAUGUGAAGAUUUGCCGUCGAUCUAGGCCCCGUCGAUCCUCUUUGCUAACUCAAAAGGACAGAAACGUCAUUCAAGACUGCUAUAAUGGAUCUUCUUACAUAUACAUCUUUUUUUAACUACAACCAGACGAAAAAUUUUGGUAAUAUCAGGAUCGUAAGUAUUCCACCAAUAGGGCUUUGAUGAUAGACAGAUGGAACGGCAGCGACAACCAAUUAGAAUUUGCGGACGGCAGAAUAUGCGCAGUAUGUGUAUUGGUCUUCAGAUUGUGGUCAGCCUAGCUCAAGCGGCUGGUUGCCUGGAGAGGUGCACUUUGGGUUUCCGGUUUCUCACGAACCUGAGAUUGGCGAAGAGGGAAUUAAAUAUGAUCGCUGGUUGGUGCAUUCACUGGAAGAGAUCCCCGAACCACAAGACGUCCAAUAGCAUCAUUUUUGGGCAGCGCCUAGCGUCCUUCAAAUCGAUACAUAUCUCUUUUCUCAACGGCAUAAUUGCAGACAUUAAUAGCCCGAGACCUAAUUAACAUGACGUU